Molecule: messenger RNA, 2306 nt
Organism: Galeopterus variegatus (Sunda flying lemur)
Lineage: Eukaryota; Metazoa; Chordata; Mammalia; Dermoptera; Cynocephalidae
Gene: ADGRG5
Product: G protein-coupled receptor 114
Exons: 11
Coding region: 7-1578 (523 amino acids)
Biological process (GO): cell surface receptor signaling pathway; adenylate cyclase-activating G protein-coupled receptor signaling pathway
Cellular component (GO): membrane
Molecular function (GO): G protein-coupled receptor activity
Source: RefSeq, a predicted model, not a curated record
CAGGGCAUGGAUUGCUGUGGGGCCCUUUUCCUCUGCCUGUGCCUUCUGGCUUUUCAGAAUGGGAAAGCAGAGACAUCAGAAGAACUCCUGCAAUGGAUGGUGAAAAUGGAGGGGACCAAGAGCCGGAGGCUGCCCUCUCCUGCUCAGCAGGUUCACAUCCUGGAGCAGAUGCUGCUGAACACCAGCUUCCAGGGCUACAGCCUGACCUUGCGGACACGCACCAUCCAGUCUCUGGCCUUCAAGCUGGGAUGCGACUUCACUGGCCUCUCACUGAGUAGUGGCAUUCUGGAGCAGGUGCCCCAGGCCAUGGCCCGGCACGCCAUGCAGUUCCCUGCUGAGCUGACCCAGGAUGCCUGCAGGACCCGUCCCAGGGAGCUGCGGCUCAUCUGCGUCUACUUCGUCACCACCGACUUUUUCCAGGAUGAUGACAACUCAUCUCUGCUCAACAACCAUGUCCUGGGGGCCCAGCUGAGCCACGGACACGUGAACAACCUCAGGGAGCCUGUCAACAUUAGCUUCUGGCACAACCAAAGCCUGGAAGGCUACACAAUGACCUGUGUCUUCUGGAAGGAGGGAGCCAGCAAGCACUACUGGGGGACCUGGAGCCCUGAAGGCUGUCACACAGAACAACCCUCACCUUCCCAGGUGCUCUGCCGCUGUGACCACCUCACCUAUUUUGCUGUUCUCAUGCAAAUAUCUGCAGCCCCAGUCCCUGCAGAGUUGCUGGUGCCUCUCACCUACAUCUCCCUGGUGGGCUGCAGCAUCUCCAUCGUGGCCUCGCUGCUCACCGUCCUGCUGCACUUCCUUCCCAGGAAGCAGAGUGACUCCAUGACACGCAUCCACAUGAACCUGCACGCCUCCGUGCUACUCCUGAAUAUCUCCUUCCUGCUGAGCCCCGUGCUGGCCAUGUCCCCUGUGCUGGGGUCAGCGUGCACAGCACUGGCCGCCACCCUACACUAUGCGCUGCUCAGCUCCCUCACCUGGAUGGCCAUUGAAGGUUUCAACCUCUACCUCCUCCUGGGGCGCGUCUACAACAUCUACAUCCGCAGAUAUGUGCUCAAGCUCUGCGUGCUGGGCUGGGGGGUCCCAGCCCUCUUGGUGCUGUUCCUUCUCACUGUCAAGAGCUCAGUGUAUGGACCCCGUGUGAUCUCCCUCUCCGACAGCCAGGAAAAUGGCACAGGCUUCCAGAACAUGUCCGUAUGCUGGGUGCGGAGCCCUGUGGUGCACCAUGUCCUUGUCAUGGGCUAUGGUGGCCUCACGUCCCUUUUCAACCUGGUGGUGCUGGCCUGGGCACUGAGGGCUCUGCGCAGGCUGCGGGCACGGGAGAAGGUGCCAGGCGCCCGGGCCUGCCGGGACACUGUCACUGUGCUGGGCCUCACUGUGCUGCUGGGCACCACCUGGGCCUUGGCCUUCUUCUCCUUCGGCAUCUUCCUGCUGCCCCAGCUCUUCCUCUUCACCAUCUUCAACUCGCUGUACGGUUUCUUCCUCUUCCUGUGGUUCUGCUCACAGAAGUACCGCUCAGAGGCCCAGGCGGUGGCAGAGAUGGAGGCCUUCAGCUCCUCCCAGAUGAUGCAGUAGUCUGGGCCUUCUGGCCUGGAACCCCCUCAAGCCUCUCUGGCCACCUGCAGCCUGAGGCCCUAGCUCCCACCAGAGAAGGCGGAGGACUGCUGCUGGACACAGAGGCCAUCGUGCACCCCAGAGAGACUUUUCUACCUCCAUGGCCUUACCCAGCGCAGAGGCCAGGGUGUUACUCUGCCUCCUUGUGAUGUCCUGCUCUGGGGCAGGUCCAAACCCACCUGGAUGCAGCUAACUUUAUCUUGGUGCCUGGGCUCAGCACUGGCCUGGGGAGUCAGGAGGCCAUGUUUCAAGGCCUGGCUCUGAGUUACACUGUAUGACCUUGGACCUGUAAUUUCUCGCUGACCCUGGGUUUCCACAUCUGUGACAUGGGGGCAAGUGGCUCUGGUCCUGCCUAACCCAGGAGCUUUGUGAAGAUUGAAUAAGACUAAGAAGGAAGAGUGUCAAGGUGGGGUGGGAAUUCCUGUGACCUCCACCUGCCUGCUGCGGGCAGGAUCUCAACCAGUCUGCCCUGGAAGCCCCCGCUUGGCCCUGGCACUUCCCAUCUGGGGAGGGACAAAUGGCAUACCAGCCUGGCCCCCAGCCAGUGUCUGAGAUCUCACCAGCCUACGCCUCAGGCCUCUUUUCCUCUAUCUCCCCAAAUUAUGAUGACUCCAACUCCAAGCCCACCCUUCCCCCAAAUCAGGAAGUCCAGUCUUGCCCAGAGGCUUCAUAUCCACCACCAUCACCUC